CAAAAGUAAAAAGUUGUCAAUCUAGUAGAAUAAUGGUAGGAAAGGUUAUUCUGCUGUCGGGAUAUGCAAUUUUCGUCUGUUUGUUUUGUAUUUAGUCUCUUUAUGUUUGUUUAAUGUUAUUUAUAAUUUAAAUCUAACAUGCAGAAUUAUUUGGUAAAGUUUUGUUGCACGUGCUCUAGUCCAAAGACUAGUAAUUAACCAUAAUGAAGAACGUGAUUGGACAUGGUGGCCUUCCCGUAUAUCUAUAUUCGCAAAGAAGUUGAGUCUUGAUCGACUACAACGCUGAACGAUGGAAACAACAGCAUCGUCCAAUCCGGACAGUGAAUGCAGGGAGGGAGAGAAGACUGAAAAUGGCGGCGGAGAAGAAGGAGAAGGAGGAGGAGGAGAAGAAGAAGGCUGUGAGGAGGGUGGCUCGGGAGUAGACGGAGCAGCGGAAAGCGAAGGAGAUGAAGAAGAGGCGGAAGUGGAGGUGAAGGUAGAAGACGAUAAAGAGCUGGAAGAAAACGAAAUUGUGGAGGAGAGUGAAGACAAAGUGGAACCCCUAGAACCUUCCCCGACAACAGAAGAACAGAUAAUAAGAGAAAAUUGUGAUGUAGAUGAUCAGGACGACGAUCAGGAAGAGGAGGAGGAGGAGGAGAGAGAGAAGGAUGAGGAAGAAGAGGAACAGACAUCGGAUGUGGAUGGAAUGGAAGAUUGUCGGAUGUCGGGUGAAGAGGAUACUGUUGAAAGAGAAGAAACUGGAGGAGAUGAAAAAAAGAAAACGGAGGAAGAAACAGGAGAUGGAGAUGGGAAAAAGAACACGGAAGAGGAAACAGGUGGUGGAGCAAAUGGAGAACAAUGUAUAAAGUCGAAGAAAAAUGGAUGCCUUGCGACGUAUGGGAGGAAAAGAAAAAGUGAAAAAGAUAAUCGAAAUGGACUGCCAUGCAAAAAGCUACUUUUCUCAGAAGAUAAGACUGGUUUAUUAAUGAGCUUGAAAAAGAAAUCCGGGGAGAGUGGCGCUUGCUUGGAUAAGGUGCGACUUCCACGCAGUGUGAUACCGUCCAAGGAUAAUCCUCCAGAAGAGAUCACCAAUUGGCUGGCACAGUUUCAGAGGUGGUCGAAUGCCGAAAGACUGCUUGCCAUAGAUCGAUUGAUAGAGCUUUGUGAGCCAACCCAGGUCAGGCACAUGAUGCAGCUAAUAGAGCCGCAGUUCCAAAGAGAUUUCAUUUCGUUACUUCCCAAAGAGCUGGCGCUGUACGUGUUAUCCUACCUGGAGCCGCGCGACUUGCUUCGCGCGGCACAAACCUGUCGCAGUUGGCGGUUCCUGGCCGAGGACAACCUGUUGUGGCGCGAGAAGUGUCGCGAGGCGGGCGUCGAUCGCGGCUGCGGUGACUCGAGACGCGCGGCUAGGGCGGCGGCAGCGUCGGCGGUGACGGGGAGACGCGGUGGCGGUGACGCGGCGGUGAUCAGUGCGGCGUCUGUGACGUCAUCGGUGACUGGAGGAGGUGGUGGGGGGAGAGCGAGCGGGUCGCCGUGGAAGGCCGCCUUCAUGCGGCAUCACACGAUUGAGAUGAACUGGAGGCAGCGACCGGUACGACCGCCUAAGGUGUUGAAAGGUCAUGACGACCACGUGAUCACGUGCCUGCAGUUCUCCGGCAACCGGAUUGUGUCGGGGUCGGACGACAACACGCUGAAGGUGUGGUCUGCGUUGACGGGCAAGUGUCUGCGCACGCUGGUCGGGCACACGGGCGGCGUCUGGUCGUCGCAGAUGGCCGGCUCGGUCGUGGUGUCGGGCAGCACCGAUCGCACCCUCAAAGUGUGGAACGCCGAGUCGGGACAAUGUCUGCACACGCUCUACGGACACACCAGCACCGUUCGGUGUAUGCAUCUGCAUGGCAAAAAGGUGGUUUCAGGCUCACGUGACGCGACACUGCGCGUGUGGCACAUAGAGAACGGCGAGUGCCUGCACGUGUUGGUCGGCCACCUGGCUGCUGUGAGGUGUGUGCAGUACGACGGUCGACUAGUUGUCAGCGGGGCUUACGACUACAUGGUCAAGGUGUGGAACCCCGAACGCGAGGAGUGUCUGCACACUCUCAGUGGACAUACCAAUCGGGUUUACUCGUUGCAGUUUGACGGCGUGCAUGUGGUGAGUGGAUCGCUGGACACGUCGAUUCGUGUGUGGGAGGUGGAGUCAGGUGCAUGUCGCCACACACUGAUGGGCCAUCAGUCGCUGACGUCAGGCAUGGAGUUGCGCAACAACAUACUCGUAUCUGGCAACGCCGACUCUACGGUCAAGGUCUGGGACAUUCUCACCGGCCAGUGCUUGCAGACGCUAUCUGGUGUGAACAAGCACCAGUCAGCGGUGACUUGCCUGCAGUUCAACAAUCGCUUUGUGAUCACGUCUUCCGACGACGGAACAGUCAAACUGUGGGAUGUCAAGACUGGUGACUUUAUCCGUAACCUGGUGUCCCUGGAGAGCGGUGGUAGCGGGGGGGUGGUGUGGCGGAUCCGCGCCAACGAGACCAAACUGGUGUGCGCGGUCGGCAGUCGCAACGGCACCGAGGAGACCAAGCUGCUAGUGCUCGACUUCGACGUCGAACAGUGAGGAGUAGCAACCACCGCCAACCGCCAACCGCCAUCGCCACCAAGGUUAAUAGAUGCACACUUCACAUUGCCAGCGUUCCUUAUCGAUCCUCCUCCGUACUUGAGCUGCCGGCACUCAGGCACUUCAGUAGCGGCUACGGGAACACGGAAUUGAAAGUCCCAUCCACAUAUUUGAAGUCUGGUCAUUUCAAAUUCCGUGUUCCCGUAGCAUCUAGAUCCGCUGCUGAAGUCACUGUGUGCCGGCUGUUCAAGUCACUACCACCGUAAAUAAAGCCAUAGUGCAUUCUGGUGACGUCAGCACAGGUAGGGCUCCUACACCAAUAAAAACACUAGCUGAUAUAGAUCAGCUGAAAUCAUGAAAUUGAUGUAGGGCUCCUUACCUGUGCUGACGUCACCAGAAUGCACUAUGGCUUUGUUAACGGUGGUAGUAACUUGAGCAGCCGGCACAUUGGGACUCCAGUAGCGGAUCUAGCUGCUACGAGAACACGGAAUUGGAAAUUACCGGACUUCAAAUAUGUGCAUGGGACUUUCAAUUCUGUGUUCCCGUCUCACAGCUAGGGGGCGCUUAGUUGACGCUACUAAAGUCUCUGUUUAGCCAGUUACAAACGCAUCCAUUUUUGUACGUAAGAUUUUUGCCGUUCUAAAGCCGUGUCUACACUAAACAAAUGUUCGGCAAACAUGUUUUUUGAGGAGCUCAGGGACAAACAUUUUAUAAAGUUUGAACAAUCAUUGUUUGUCAAACAAAAAUUACUGUUUUUCCAAACAUUUUCAGUGCUGACAGCUGUAAAA
Nilaparvata lugens (brown planthopper) is the source of this 3372-nucleotide messenger RNA. RefSeq names its product F-box/WD repeat-containing protein 7 (gene ago). The transcript has 11 exons. Gene Ontology annotation, molecular function: ubiquitin binding. Gene Ontology annotation, cellular component: nucleus; cytoplasm. The coding region runs from base 290 to 2584 and encodes 764 amino acids. The record is from RefSeq and is a predicted model, not a curated record. NCBI's taxonomy places the organism in Eukaryota, Metazoa, Arthropoda, Insecta, Hemiptera, Delphacidae. Gene Ontology annotation, biological process: proteasome-mediated ubiquitin-dependent protein catabolic process; ubiquitin recycling.